This is a messenger RNA of Alligator mississippiensis (American alligator), 4128 nucleotides long. It is a transcript of the gene ELF5, whose product is annotated as E74 like ETS transcription factor 5. Lineage: Eukaryota; Metazoa; Chordata; Crocodylia; Alligatoridae. Gene Ontology annotation, molecular function: sequence-specific DNA binding; DNA-binding transcription factor activity, RNA polymerase II-specific. The record is from RefSeq and is a predicted model, not a curated record. Gene Ontology annotation, biological process: regulation of transcription by RNA polymerase II; cell differentiation. Bases 245 to 1015 code for a protein of 256 amino acids. Gene Ontology annotation, cellular component: nucleus. The transcript is spliced from 7 exons.
ACAGAGCUGGAGUUCCCUACGGUCCAGCUGGCUCAGCUUUGAUUCAGGCCCAGCUUUACUUCAAACAGAACCCCUGUAUCCUAAGUGGUGGUAUCCUACUUGAAAUGGAUUUCAGCCUUGGAAAAUCAUCAUGAAAAUGUAGCCAAAGUGUGAAAUCUAACCACCCCCCAUUACAUGAUGCCUGUAAGCAUGUAAAUGCUCACAGGCUUUUACCUGACAACAGCAAAAAGGUUAUGCCAGGGCAAUGUUGGACUCCGUAACACACAGCAUUUUUCUGCCAAACACAAUGGGCUGUGAACCCCUGAUGUCUUGGACAGAAUUGUUUGGGACAACUGAAGAUUAUUAUCCCACCGUCGACCAUCAGACAGGGUCUGACUUAUUUUGGACAUCCAUUCAUCCGGAAUACUGGAGCAAACAAAAUGUCUGUGACUGGCUGCAGUUUUGCUGUGACCAAUAUAAACUAGAUGCCAACUGUAUCUCCUUUUUCCACUUUAAUAUUAACGGCUUGCAGCUGUGCAGCAUGAGUCAAGAGGAGUUUGUAGAUGCUGCAGGCAUCUGUGGCGAAUACCUAUAUGUCAUCCUACAGAACAUCAGGAUGCAUGGCAUUUCUUUUUUUAAUGACAAUGAAGAAACAAAGCCGUCUAUUGGAGAUUACAAUGAUAAGACAUGCCUGAGUGCGGGUGGCAUCAAGAGUCAAGAAUGUCACAGUCAUGGUAGAACAAGCCUACAGAGUUCUCACCUGUGGGAAUUUGUAAGAGACCUGCUCCUGUCUCCUGAAGAAAACUCUGGUAUUCUUGAAUGGGAGGAUAGAGAACAAGGCAUUUUUCGGGUUGUUAAGUCAGAAGCGCUGGCAAAGAUGUGGGGGCAAAGGAAGAAAAAUGACAGAAUGACAUAUGAAAAACUGAGCAGAGCUCUCCGGUACUAUUAUAAAACUGGAAUUUUGGAACGAGUGGACAGAAGGCUAGUCUACAAGUUUGGAAAGAAUGCCCAUGGAUGGCAAGAGAACAAGCUAUGAAUUCCCCACACAGAGCAAACUACCUGUGCAACCCAAAGUGUUUGACAGGAACAGACACUUGAGAAAAGGACUUUUUCUCUUGCCUUUGUCCUCUCUGACAGGCUGAACUAAUGGGCGGUGGUCCAUUUCUAGGAGAGACAAGCCAGAGUACCAUUUUGACAGCACUAGAAUUUGGGGGCUUCUUCCCCACAACAUACCUUGUGGCCAACAUUAAACCUUAAGAAAAUAGCAUCUGUGAUGCUGUUCAAGAUUUUCUUAAAAGUAAUAGUUGUAUCUGUGAUAUCUGCCUCUGUGUCAAGAAUUGUUUUUGUCAUCAGCCAGCAGAUCUCCAAAUGAAAUUUUGUUUCUGUCACUCCCAUUUGGAGGAGGUUGGUUAGGAAUUUUUUCAUUCUAUUCUUAACUAUUUUGCAGAAUACAUAAGGCCUUUUUCCUACCUUUGGUUAGAAUUCUCCUAAUCAUUCAGACAUCAGCAUUUUGGCCAGGUUGCAUUUUCUAAAUGCCUAUCUUCAUUUCUGGUGCACCUACACAUGUAUUAACAUGCUUUAGUUAAUGUGCAUUAAAUCUAGUACCUCUGGGCAUUUUUACACUUACUCUGGGAUGCGGCACCAGGUGCUUUAAUUAGCGAGCCACGCUAAUUAAAAGUACCCACGUGUCACAUGUAUCGGAGUCCCUUUGCUGAAAAAUAGCAGCAGGGCACUUUGAACUAAAGCUCAUCAACCAUGUUUUAUUUCAAAGCAGCCCACCGCCAUUUUUUUCAGCAGGGGGAUGCUAAUACACAUGACAUGGAAGGCUGCUGGAGUGCAUCCAUUUCCGUGGUUCAACAGACUCGAUUAAUCGAGUCUGCUCCGAUGCAAAUCCAGCACGUCAGAGCAGGCUCCCCACACAUCCCUCCAUUGUGAGGUACUAAGAAAAUGUGCAUUAGCCUAUUUUAAUGCACAUCAACUAAAUAGCACUUUUUUUUGAGUGGCACCUUAAUGCACAUUAAAAUAGGCUAAUGCACAUUAAAGCACAUGGGUAGAAGUGCCUAAUUCUCAGGUCUGAUGGAUUCUUUCAUACUAGAUCUGGCCAGCUCAGUGUCCUCUAUAUCUUCAUAGAAGUAAUCUGCCUCACCAACUCUACUAUCAAGAAAUAAGAAAAAUAUACUGAUUUAAAUUUCUCAAUAUUUGAUUUCCUCCAUUACCUAUAAAUAUGACUUAUGCAAAUGUAUUCAUUCAUAUUAAGGGAGAUGAAUCUGUUAUUCUUUUCAUAAAAUUUGCUCAUUCUAUGAAAAGUUCAUGGCAACCAUUCAAUAUUUGUGCUAUGGUUAUUAAUGACCUUGGUAAUAUGGCUUUGAGUCUGGUAUUGACUGAAUAAAUGUAGCUCUUUUAUAGCAAGCACUUUUGGUACAUUAAUUCACUCAAGUGAAUUAAAAAUUUACUCUCCAUUUAAUAUUCAUACAUAGGAGAUUGAAUUCUGCUUUCAUUGAACCUUCCUGAAAAUGAAACUCAAUCAUUCCACUGUUUGGGAAAAUAAUCCUGAAGGGACAUAACCACUGCUGAAAUAAAUAAGUUUGAAGCUUGUGGAGGGUUGUAUACAGUGUAUAGCUGUAUGUAUCUACAUAUAUUGGUUAAGUUUUUCAAAGUAACCACAACAAUAUACCUAUACAUAUUUUAUUAAAACUAAUGUCAGGCGAAUUGCCCUCAACUAUGUGAAACCUCUCAGAUAAUGGGGACACCUGUUUGUGGAGGAGGUGGCAUAUCAGCACUCCAAGAACUCCAAUCAUUUAAAAGCUUCAUGGGUGCAUUAUAGUUUAACAACAAUAUGCCCUUUCCACCUGAAGGCUUAAGCAAACGUCCUCCUUCAUUUCUAAUGGUACUUAGGGGUGCAGUGGAAGUUCCUAUUUCAUUUUUAGAAGUGGGUCUGCUGUAUAUUUCUUUAUGGAACCUGAAUUUAAUGUUGUGCAUUAUCAGUCAUUGCCUUUUGCUACUUAGAACCUGUCUCUCUUGAACAUAAACAUUAUAGAUGCGCAGUGGAGAUUGUUCUUUUGUUGUUUCAUACAGAAACAACCUAUCAGUUGUCCUAUUAGUCGGGCAUUAUACAUAUCAGGACCCUGGGCAACUUAUGGAGAUACACUGUGGUUCUUGUUGACUUAGUAGGCAUUGGGUCAAACCCUAAGUCCAUAUAUCCCCCCUGUAUUAUGGAAAAUGAAACCCUAAGGUUCACAUACAAAUUCUUCUGCACUGUGGGUGUGUCUGCAUGUGUGCUUUAAUGCGCAUUAGCCUAUUUUAAUGUGCAUUAAAGCACCACAAAAAAGUGCUCUUUAGCUAAUGCACAUUAAAAUAGGCCAAUGCACCUUUUUCUAGUACCUCACAAUGGAGGUACUAGAUUUAAUGCGUAUUACCUGAAAUGCAUUCUGAGUGCCCUGUAUCCCCCUGAUUUCUGUGACUGCUGUUAUUCCAAGUAUUUUAGUUUUCAUCUCUUUAACAACUAUGGAAGCUCUGAGUGAAUUUUAACCCUUUCAGCAGGACAAAUAGGGUAGGAAACCUGUGGCAUCAAGCCACAAAAAUCUGGCUGGCAGUUUUUGCAAUUGCCCAUUGCUUAGGACAUAAGACCAACUUCAAAGAAACAGAGAAGAAUGACUGUCAUGUUCAGGACCAUGAUGAGGGCACAAUAUUCACAUACCACACCUCCCUCCCUAUUUUACAACAAAAAGGCACACAAGACUGAACAUUUUUUUAAAUGCUUUUUGCUAAAUUUUACAAAUGUUGCAUAUCACCCAAAUACGUUAUGUUCUGACUUCCCAACCAAUGAUAAUUAAAACAGAGCCCUCUAAACCUUCACAAGCAGUAGAAACUUCCCUGGUAUUUUCUGGUCUGAUACUGUUAAAUCAUCACUGGUGGAUUCUACUCAGAUGCACUGUUCAAUGCUCAUUUUCACUGAACUAGUAUGGGCAAAGAAAAGGCAAUGAAUCAAGAGGCACUGAGCUGCAUUACAGAGAAAGAAGUGAAGAUAUGAAGUUUUACUGAUCGUGAGUGUUUUAAAUCUGAAUGACUAAGAUAUGUAUUUUUUGGAUUUGUAUAUUUCCCAACCACUUGCAGUUUGUAAACAGUGUGAAUGAAGUAUUUAAUGUGUAA